Messenger RNA from Micromonas pusilla CCMP1545, 525 nucleotides. It is a transcript of the gene PETM, whose product is annotated as cytochrome b6/f complex subunit PetM. The transcript has 3 exons. The record is from RefSeq and is a predicted model, not a curated record. Lineage: Eukaryota; Viridiplantae; Chlorophyta; Mamiellophyceae; Mamiellales; Mamiellaceae. Gene Ontology annotation, cellular component: cytochrome b6f complex. The coding region runs from base 5 to 331 and encodes 108 amino acids.
CAAAAUGGCUGCCCUCACCGUGUCCACCGCGGCGCUCGCGCCCGUCGUCGCUCGCGCCAGCGUCUCCCGCCGCUCCGCCAAGGCGGUCCGCGCGACCGGCCUCAACAAGUCCGCGUCCCCCGCGUUCAGCUCCGCGUCCGCGACCGCCCCGCGCGUCGUCGCGAAGCGCGGCGAGGCGCAGGCGACGAACGCGCUCCCGCUCGCGGAGAUCGCCGCCGUCGGUCCGGAGAUCGCGGAGGUUGCCACGACGUGCUUCGCCAUCACGCUCGUCGGGCUCGCGAUCGGGUUCGUCCUCCUCCGCGUGGAAGCCGCGGUCGCGGGCGAGGAGUAAAUCGAUCGUCGGCACGGUCUUCGGUCUUCGCAUGAGAGAGGGAUGCGAAACUAUGUGGUGGUGGGUUUGGUCGAGGCGCGGUCGAGACGCGGGGGAGAGGCGCGGCCGCGGGUGAUCCGAUUCGACGAGAGUCCGCAAAUAUUUGUUCGUCAGCCGGCGUCGUCGGAAUGAAAUCGAUUCGUAUUCUUCAACGA